This is a messenger RNA of Trematomus bernacchii (emerald rockcod), 2254 nucleotides long. RefSeq names its product C-type lectin domain family 10 member A-like. Lineage: Eukaryota; Metazoa; Chordata; Actinopteri; Perciformes; Nototheniidae. Bases 353 to 1705 code for a protein of 450 amino acids. The transcript is spliced from 10 exons. The record is from RefSeq and is a predicted model, not a curated record.
UUCCUUCUGUCCUGUGUUGUCUUCUUAUGCCUUGUUCUCUGCCCCAUCUUGCCCUUCGCUGACUUGUCUCGCCCCGUCACAUCUUGUCCCGAUGUGUCCUGUCCUGUGUUUGGUCCUGAGCAGAACAGAACAUCCCAUGUUGUCCCAGUGGAUGGCAGAGCCACGAGUCCACCUGUUACCAGCUUUCCUCCAGUGAGAACACCUGGCAGCACGCAAAAGAAGACUGUGAGAACAAAGGAUCUCAUUUGCUGAUUUUUAAUGAAAAAUCAGAAGAGAAAGUUGUUAGUGGAUUUGGAGGUGAUGCCAAACUGUGGAUGGGCCUGAGUGGUAACGUGAACAAGCAAAUCAACAAAUGGGAGUUGAAAACGGUGGAUUCAAGCCCCUGGUCUCAUGGGAGGGUCAAAAACCUACAUUUUUGGUGGCAGUCAGCUUCGGCCUGCUGUUCAUCGUACAAGCAGCUGAAUGUUCUACCCAGUCCAACAACGCGAACAUCGAAGCCUUGAUUUUAGAGAAAGACCGACUGGUUCAAGAGAAGAAGCAAUUGGUUCAAGACACAAAGCAACUGGUUCAAGAGAAGGAUCAACUGGUUCAAGAGAAGGAUCAACUGGUUCAAGACAAAACACAACUGGUUCAAGAGAAGGAUCAACUGGUUCAAGAGAAGGAUCAACUGGUUCAAGACAAAAAGCAACUGGUUCAAGAGAAGGAUCAACUGGUUCAAGACAAAACGCAACUGGUUCAAGAAAGAGACCAACUGGUAAAGGAAAACAAAGAGCAAACGGCCAAUAACACCAACCUGGUCAAUGACAACACACGGUUAGGACAGAUGGUCACCGAACUACAAAAUCAAAUUCAGUCGGAACGGAACAUCCCAUGUUGUCCCAGUGGAUGGCAGAGCCACGAGUCCACCUGUUACCAGCUUUCCUCAAGGGAGAAUACCUGGCAGCACGCAAAAGAAGACUGUGAGAACAAAGGAUCUCAUUUGUUGAUUUUGUAUGAUGAAGCAGAAGAGAAAGUUGUCCGUGGAUUUGGAGGUGAUGCCAAACUGUGGAUGGGCCUGAGUGGUAACCUGAAUAGGCAAAAGAACAAAUGGGAGUUGAAAACGGUGGAUUCAAGCCCCUGGUGUUAUACAAACUGGAAGGAACCUACACUGAAUGUUGGGAGUAACAUUUCCUGUGCAUAUGUGGACUAUCACACGUUGUCUCUGAAGACCUGGACCCUGGUCAGGUGUCAAGAACAACACAAGUGGAUGUGUGAGAAGAAGCCUGCCUCUAUCUGCCAACAGAACAUCCCAUGUUGUCCCAGUGGAUGGCAGAGCCACGAGUCCACCUGUUACCAGCUUUCCUCCAGUGAGAACACCUGGCAGCACGCAAAAGAAGACUGUGAGAGCAAAGGAUCUCAUUUGGUGGUUUCGAAUGAUGAAGCAGAAGAGAAAGUUGUCCGUGGAUUUGGAGGUGAUGCCAAACUGUGGAUGGGCCUGAGUGGUAACCUGAAUAGUGAAACCAACCGCUGGUAUUUGACAACGGUGGAUUCAAUCAGCCUGUGUUAUGGAAACUGGAAGGAACCUACACCGAAAGUUGCGAGUAACAUUUACUGUGCAUAUGUGGACUAUCACACGUCGUCUCUGAAGAACUGGUUCCGGGUCAGCUGUGAAGAACAACACAAGUGGAUGUGUGAGAUGAAGCGUGCCUCUAUCUUCCGUAUAUAAGACUCAACCCAUCAAUCACAUCUGCAAUCAGUCUGUCUCUCAAUCACAAACACAGACACAUUUAUUUAAAGGGGCCCUCUUCUGCUUUUUGGGGUUGUCCCUUUCCUGUAGUGCUCUAUAGGUUUUUGUGUAUGUAAAUGGUCUGAAAGCAACACCACUGAAAUGCACCAUUCAAAUUCAGUUUGUACUCAAGCUAUUUGCAUGUUUUUAAUAUAAUAAAUGGAUUGGUUAAUCUCCAGAUGCCUUGAAAGUGUAAAAACGUUGUGAAUAUGAUUAGAUGUACUAACUGCUGGUGACCACUAGAGGAUGUUAUUUCAAUAUGUUUAGCCAUGUUUUGUACUUUCUGUGCCAUGCAUGUUGAUGAAGUGUUUUCAUUAUAACCCAGACUGGGUUAUUACUCUUAGGCAGUUGUUUGCAGUGUUUCAGGCAAACAUCAAGCUUUCAAUUUAAUCUCUAAAUGUAUUUUAAAGCAUUUUCCAGAAGAGUUGACUUUGUGGCAACAUGGUUACAGAGUUAGCUUUGACCUUUAAAUAAAUUGUAGUAAACUUA